GAACUGAACAAGGGUGUCCCUCCCACACGACACCUAAGUUUUUGUUUUCUGUUAUCCUGGUCUUACAAAUAACCUUGCCACCAAAAACAUCUCAAUUCCGAACACAAUGAGUAAUUACCAGAGAGCACCACAAGAGUCAUAUCCUCCUCCAGGCUACGCUCCUCCUUAUCCCCCACCACAGGCUUACCCGCCGCCGCCGGGGUAUUCGCCGUACCCGCCACCGCCGCCGCAGCCGCAGUACGAAGGUUACCAGGGAUAUUUCAAUCAAGGCUAUCCUCCGCCACCUCCCCAUUACCACGUUCAGCAUCACUACAAUGGUAACUCCGGUUUUGCUUCCUUCUUCCAAGGGUGGUAC
This is a messenger RNA of Cajanus cajan (pigeon pea), 355 nucleotides long. The record is from RefSeq and is a predicted model, not a curated record. Lineage: Eukaryota; Viridiplantae; Streptophyta; Magnoliopsida; Fabales; Fabaceae.